Molecule: messenger RNA, 9867 nt
Organism: Sitodiplosis mosellana (orange wheat blossom midge)
Lineage: Eukaryota; Metazoa; Arthropoda; Insecta; Diptera; Cecidomyiidae
Gene: Dysb
Product: dysbindin protein homolog
Exons: 4
Coding region: 8732-9574 (280 amino acids)
Biological process (GO): negative regulation of protein kinase activity
Cellular component (GO): cytoplasm
Source: RefSeq, a predicted model, not a curated record
UUUGAAUACAAAUUGAGGUCGAUACUAUUGACUCAAUAGUCAUAAUUCGAGCAUUUUUUAGCAACAGCCAAAUUUUUGUCAUGGAUAUUUUUUUUGAGUCAAUGUGAAAAUUGUCAUAAAUAAUUGAUGUUGCCGUACUGAAACCACACGUACUAAUUAUAAAUUUAGUCACAUUGGUUAGUGCGUUUGACUACAUACAAUGGCAUUAAGUCCCUACUUCUGUCAAAAUUUAAGUCAAAAAUUGUCUGGGAUACUUGACUCACAUUGUGAGUCUCACUAUUUACGUAUACUGAAUCAAAAAAGAAAUUUAUUUGAAAAAUCGCCUGCUUGGUCUUCCAACAACUUAGAUGUCACUAGUGAGCAGAUUCACUAAAUGGUUUAAAUCCAUUUGAGUCAGCACUAUACUUGUAUCAUGGCAUGGUGUGACCUUUGUUGAUGUACAACUAAUUGCAAUCAUAAAAAAGUAACUAUGGUACCAAUCCAUUAACGUUAUGUACAAUGUUCUGGUUUUGGGUGUUGAAUUCCAUUUUGCACUCAUGUUUGGCUCGUUAGGAGAAAUUCGAUCGAUUUUUGGCUCGUUCAAUUCUCGUUUUGUCGAGUCAUACACACAGAAUUGCUGCAGCAUAUGGUUCGGUACAUGAAUGAUGUCGAGUUUCAAAAUCUAUUUCGGAUCUUUCUCUCAUUCUCCGUACAUUCGCCCGCUUCAAUUCGUUUGGGUUUAUAUAGAAGAAAAUGUUAUUUCAGGCUAGAUAUUAUAUUCACAAACUUCUCUCGAAUCCAUCGUGCUAUGUACAAUAUUAUGUUGAUGCCAAGAAACAGCAUAUAAUGCUGUGUGAGCAUGUGGGCUAAAGGCAAACCCAUCGAAAGCAAUCUAUCAUUCCACUUGAUAGCUGUAACUGUCGGAGUUGAUGGCAUUUUGUACAUUCGCUGUAGCAAUGCCAGAAGGUACUCAAAGAGGGAAGGUUACAUUCAACCGACAAGAUACAAAGCCGCAAGAUUAUGCUGCCUUUGUAGAAUGUUCAACAUCGAUUUUAUCGUAUAUUUCGUAUCAUUCGUAAACUUCAUCAUUGGUCUUCAGUUCGGUUCGGUUUGGUUUUUACCUUUCCUGAAAGUCAUUCACGUUUUCAAGACAUAUAUUGCUUGUAAUUAUCAUGCUAAUGCUAUGUAAAAGAAAUCCAUUCGAUCUCUCUUAUUCAAGGCGAAAGUAGCUCACAUCUGAAUUUCAUAUAUACAUAUACGUCCAUAUAGAUAAUUAUAUAUACAGCCUUCGUGACUAUAAGAUACAGAGAUACCACACGGUCGUAAAACAUUCACCAAAAUAAAUAUUGUCAAUUCAAUAUAAAAAUCCUACGGCAAAUCCACAAGGUAUUUGAUAAAAUACAUAUAUGUACAUAAUGUCUUUUCAAAUGCUAUUCAUAGUUACGAAAGCGGCGGUUGUAUUCAUUGUGCAAAUAUUUGGGUUGGACAUUUUUUCCACUGAAAUAUUGCUAAUGAUCUAUUGGUAUAGACACAUUUUGAAAAUUUAUUCCAUUUUAAUGUUUUUUAUUCAACUUUUUUCUUCGUUACAAUUUUUGUUACAUUUAAACAAUUCAAUAUUUGGAAUCGGCGUCAAGAUCUCAACAAUCGAUAUUUUCGGCAAUUCAUUGAUUUUUUUUUCUCAAGAUUCAGCCUUUUUCAAAUUCAUAAGGAAUCCCCAAAAUUUGGAUAAAAAUUUACAGAUGAGAAAUUACAUUACAACAUUUACUAGAUUUACAAGAGGUACAAGUUACAAAUUACAAUUCGUCAAGCUACAAACGAAAAGUGGCAAUGAACAAAUUAACUGUACUAUGAAAAUUUUGUGCCAUUUUUCAUAAGAUGCCUCCACUCGUAUCAAGUAUGUAUUAUGAGUGGUAAAGGUCUUGCAGCGCCUUUCAAUGUAAAAAUAAUACAAGUGGAGAAUGGCACACGGGUGUGAUCUGUUCUUUUGAUAUUGCGUUUAUUAUAUUAGCAUAUAUACCAGUCAUGUGUUUAAGUUUAAAAGUACAAAAAAAAACUGUUAAAUUUCUGUUAAACUUACAUAGUGUUCUAUACGGAUUCCGAUGUAAUGGAGCCACCUAAAUGCCAAUCUAUAUGUAAUUUCGUAUAAACGGCUUUCCAUUUUACUGGAAAUCGUAUAAAACCCCGAGAGUUGUAACUAACCAUAUCUCUUCAUAAGUAAUUUGAGACUUUUUGAUUGACAAUUGACUGGCUAAAAGUGAUUAUCUCCAAACAAAAUAGUCAACUUUAGUCGAAUUGUCUGUAGCGCAAAUUAAACUUUGUAUUUUUGACCUUAAUGUGAAACAAAAAACGAAAUCCAUAAAGGCUCUCGGAAAUCGCCUAUGUUGCUUUUGCCUCGAACGUCAAUGUCAUUGGCAGCAUUGACGUUUUACUGACUUAAAAGCAUUGAAAUGUCAAUUGCUUUGACGUUCUAGGCACAAAUUUCCGAGAGCCUUUGAACAUAGACUUAUUGGUGAUUUUCACUCCAAUGAUAAGAGAUACACGAUGAAAGUCAAAAGCGAAGUUAGACAAAGUCAAUGAAAUCCAUGACUCACAUUCGAUCUGCUAUAGUUCUGAAUGCAGCCCACAACCUCGGUCAGUCAAAAAGUCCCAAAGUAGCUAUGAAUAGUGAUAGUUAAUCUGAUUAACUUAACCCUCAACUGCAUGAAUUUUCCCCAGGACUGGGAGUACUGGUAUUUGGUUGAUUUUUGGCCAUAGAUAACGAAAAAAAUAUUCAUAAUCCUAGAUUUCCCAUGGUUUAGUCAGGAAAUGCGAUAGAAAUAAGUCAGAGAACAAUGAAAUCCAUUGUUUAAAAGUGUCAAAAAUAUGUCUAAUUUGGAAACUGAAUAAUUUAUUUUGUCAAAUUUUCGUUUUCGUGCACAUUUUUGUUUAUAACUCACCAAUCGUACGACAUAGACAAAUGACGCCAAGGACAAAAAUAAAGAAAAAACAUUGACAAAUAAAAAUUCCCCUUGAAGCAAUGUCAUCCGCCGUACGAUUCACAUUAUACAGGUGUUUAAAUGAUGCCCGCCAAAAGGCGGGCUUAUGCAGUUGAGGGUUAAUCACAAUGGGUAACGGAAACGAAUGCACGCGCUAUUUUAGUCGCAACAAUAAACACUCUUCGUUAUGAAUGACAUAGACAAUUGUGUGUUUACUGUAUGAAUAAGUCCUUCGACACGGACACAAUAGACAAUUCUGUGAAUAGUAUUCAAUGGAUACGAACUUCGCGGCGCUGCAAUCGAUUUUGCAGAUAUAUCUUCAGUUUACUGGCAUUCAUUGGUUAAUUACAAUAUUUUCACUCAUCUACGUAAGUCUAGUUUGACCUAGUGCAUGCAAACUUUCGGAUUUUUCAUGUCUCAACCAGACCAGACCAGAUCUGUACCACGAGAAACUGGUUCUCUUGAGUUCUCUGUUACAACAACCAAUAUUAUUCUAACGUUGUUAGCCUAUUCAUACCGUACAAUUUAGCACGAGUAACUUAUAAAUAAUAAAUUACCGCAUUACAAUAUUCAUUACUUUAGUUAAUUAAAUUGAUUUCUAUAUUUAUAAUAAAGUCGAACAUUCACCAUGCAUAAUUAGCUAUUGUUAAUCAAUGACACAAACUCGAUUACUUUCUACCUAUUUUUUUUAAUUCAACUUCAUAGCAAACGGAAUUUCAGGGUAAAUUGUUCACAUGUGACGUGGCUUCCUGUGAUUCCAUUCUGUAGGUCCUCAAAUAUUUGCUUCAGUCAUUUUCGAAGCAAAUUUGAAAUGAAUGUCACGUUAAUAUUUAUGACUAUUAUAAAUUUUUCAUUUUGUUGCAUUUAUUGUAUGGUAUAAAUAGCAUCAUUACAACUUUUCUAGCAAUUUUGCAUUUUUCUCGACUUAAUGAUUUAAAAUUGCUCGAUACAAUCAUCUGCUGAUUUUUCCAUUUGAAUAUACAAAUAGCAAUUGUUUACGUUAUUAUGCGAAACAAUUCGAAUGACGAUUUCUCGAACAAAUGUUCUUUUUUUGGUGAGUUUCUCAUCCAAAAAAUGUGAAAUAUUCCAUGGGACAUGUCAUUGAACUAAUAUUUUCGUUUACUUUCAGUCGAAAGAAAAACACAAAGUGAAUGCGGUGCACUUUUGCGGGCCCUAUUUACAGCAAAUGUUGUAAACAUUCUCUCGAGAAAUGCUUUCGCAAGAGCAAUGAAGCGAAUUGUUUUUGAAUUUGGAAAUUUAAUUGCUUUGCAUUUUACCGUAUACCAGGCAUUCGUUUUGUUUAUUCAAUAACAAUGUUAUAUUAUAUAGGUAGUAGGUACAUUAUUCAUUAUGGUAUAUAAUUUUGAAUCGCUAUGGUGCUGUAGAAGAUUUCGUGUUCUAGCGACGUUAGCGAGAAACUUCGACUUAGUGCUCAACGACAUAAUGCGCAUGUUAAAUUGUAUAUUUGCUAGGUUCUUGAAUAUGAGUUUGUUGUCUUUUAUUAUCGCAAGGUUAUUUCCUGUAUGCGUAUCAUGAAUGAACGUAAUAAAUGAACGGGAUAUUCGUUAAAAAAUAGAAAAAAGAAUAGAACAUCGUUUAAGAAGCAUUUGAAGUUGUUGGAAGUUGUGAAACAUAUGAAGGCAUCAGAAUAAAAACGACAUUUGAUAAGCACACGUAACAAAGCGCAACUCACAAAUAUUUGCGGAACAAAAUUUUGCGGUUACAUAAAAGCGGAACACUGCAAUACUUAUAUUACAUGCAAAGUGUCUGAGUGUAAGAGUACGGUGUUACACAUUCAUUUAACUACAAAAUUUCGUUUCGCUUUGACGCGCAAAUGCUCUUAGCAGCGGAUCGACGCGUUUUAUUCUGACACAUUCAUAAAUAAACCGAUAUGUGUUCGUACAAAAACUUCCACUAAUGAUAACGAGGGGCGAAAAAAGUUUCCAUCGCGCUUAUCAACGACCGACCUUUGACACACCCGGUUUUGUAUUUUUGUACGACAAAAAAUUCAACAACCAUUGCAAAAAACAACCUUAUAUCUUCUCAUUUUAUUUCCCACCUAUCUGCUCACAUAUUCAAAAAAAAAGGUGGACAAAUAAAAAAGCCAAAGUAAUAUCAAUAUUUACUGUAAUAUUAAACUUACAUUAGCAUUUUAAUUCCAGAAAUAUUAUUGUAUUUCAAAUUUGAUUGACUGGCAUUUGUUAUUGAAUAGGGGAAAAUCGUUGAUUUCAAUCUGUGCUCCGAAGUGUAGAAAUAUUGGGAAAAAUACAAUGCCAAACGCGUUUGAGAUAUGCCAAUACGCUUGUGUAUAUUUAUUUAUUAGGGUAAGAGCAGUGAGCAGUCAUGAGAUGACUCAUUUAGGGUAUGAGUAAUUUUGACUCAAUGACUCUGCUAGCUUACGUAGUGAAACCUAAUCAUUUUCCCCCUCUUUCACUUUUCGACUCGCAUAUGUCACUACGAACAGCACGCAGUGCUAUUGUACGAAAUCGUUGAAAUGUAACGAAAUGAGAAAAGCGUGAAUCAACUCAUUGCGAAAUAUCCGUACUUUUCAUGUGCAUUCCAUUUUACACGCGUUUGCCAUGUAAUAAUGCCACAUUGUUGCUGUUUUAUAUUGAGCUCACGAUUUGAGUCGCAAUGAAAAAUCAACAACAAGUAUAUACCAUAUACACGGUUGUUGUUUUCCACAUUGAACCUUCAUACGUACUUUUUUAUUAAAAAAAAAAGAAACAAAGAAGAGAAAUAAAUAAAACGUUUUGCCUGGAGCACAAAAUAUUUGUACAAUGCAAGAUAAUAUAGGAGUCUGAGUGAAUGACGUAAUGCUUCUUAAAAUAUGGGCAAACAAUGCUAUAUUCCGUUGCGACACAGAACAAUCGAAGGCCAGCAGCAGUCAGUCGACUGUACUCCCCUCGUGAAUGAAUGGUAUUGGCCCAAGAAUUUGUAUGACGAUAGCAAAAGUACACCGUUUCGCUGAACCAAACUAUUGAAGCAUACUGCACUUCAGUACGUUUAAUUAAACAAUUUUGUGGAUAGGAGUAUAUACGUCGGGAAUGGUAUGAUUUUGAACGUGCUAUACGCACUUGAUACUGGCGGAAACAGGCAUUUUUGUAUGGAAGUCAUUUAUAUGGUUUGAAUUUUGAUAUUUUCAUUUUUGAAAUGUUCAUAAUCCGUGUAAUGAGUGAAAUGAUAUGAUUUACGUAUACGAAAAUGAGUCAUAUGUUUCAUGAAACUGAUCAGCAAUAAGAGAUUACUCUCUUCAGCAAAGUUAUAGAAGACCUUGAGUACUACAACAUUUCUGAAAAGAAUAUCCUGUUAUCUCUUAUCAGUUCCGCGAAAAUCGCGAAAACAUACGUUUCUUUUCGACGAUAUAAAUCGAGAAAAAAUAUACAUCUCACGCAUAGAAUUAUAAUUAUAAAGACGAUCCGUCUAUACUGACCCGUGAUUUUUUUUCCCCAGUUUUUAGUACACUCAAUUUUUAGUACAUCGGACUUUUAGAACAUUUUAGUACAAAUAUCUUCAAAGUAAUUUAUUGUCUUGUUCGUAACCAAACUCAAAUUUGGCUUGCAUUACGAAAUAGUCUACAGUUGUUCGAAUGCGUUCAACUGCUCAUCAUUCUAAUUGAAGUUCAUUGACGUAAUCAGAACUGGUUAUCUAGUCUUACUUUAUCUACAAUGUUAAUUUUCUCGUUGCAUUUAAAUGAAGCGCGUUAUAUGCAAUCUCAGGACUACGAAAAUUGUAGAAUUAUUUUUCCAUGUGCGAUAACGUAGAAAGCCAAAAAUUACUAUUAUCAAUGCUUGUUGUUGAUUUAUUGGUCAAAUCACGCGCGUAUCGGUCAAAUGAUGUGAUUUUCAAUAAAGUCACAUUAUUUUGGUCGCAAUAAAUAAGGCAGUGUACGGGUAAGUGGCGGUAACUCGUUAAAUUAGUUCAAUAAAAUGAACACUAGCACGAAUAAGCGUGGCAUUUGAAUCGUGUCAGUCUAAAAAUAACAAAAGACAAAGUACAAUUCCUUAUUGCCUUUCAAAUUGUCUGGUUUCUGCCAUACAGAAAUUGUGCAAUGAGUUUUGCUUCUGCAUCUAAAAUAUUGCGCUGACAUUUUAAUACUUGAUGUAUUUGGGUCGAAAAUCGAACGACCCUCAGCUGAUAAGAGUAGAAUGAGCAUCAAAGAGGAAAUCAUUGAAACACGUAUAUAGAUUCGUUGCAUAGGUUUGCGCAUGCAUGGGUCGAGAAAGUUGGAUGGACUAUAUGGUCUUUUUUUGAUGAAGCAUGCGCGCUCUGUUUCCAUGGAGAAUUUGAAUUAAAAUUUCAACUAAUUCAACAACCUUGUGCGCUAGGAUCCAAAUUUUGAGCUUGAAAAGCGGCAACAAUACACCUAAAAGUUGAGAAAUUAUCAUAAAACUUUAAAAAAAACUUUUUCCAAGGAGAGGAAAACUCAUUAAAAAGAGAUGCCGUUCAUUGUAUUACCGUUUUUAUUCUGCCAGAAAAGACCUUUAUAUGAUUUUUGGAAUCAGAAUAAGUCAAAUAGCCAAUAUUUGCAACAUGCUUAUCUCUUUUGAAUAUUAAACCCAAUGAACGAUAACACUUUUGAAUAUUCCGCCCCCACAGAACAAUUACUACUUUUUUGCUUCGAGAAAUAUUGAAAAAGGCACGAUUUUGUAAUACAUUUCGUUUCAAUGACCGUAUAAAAGCUUGAAAAUUGAUUAGAAAACUUCAAACAUUAAUGAUGUUGACCUUUGAUUCGUUUGAAGCAAUCGUUUUGCAGUAAAUUUGAAUAUAAGAUGAGUUUUACAAUAUAACUUCAAAUUCAAUCUAAAAACAGUUGAAAUUCAUAUUCAAUCUUUGAGCAUCAUCUUCGUUAUUGGCAAUGGGUGGGAGAAGCUGCACUGGCCGCCAUACAUACCAAGCAAAGAAAUGUAAACAACAUUAUUCAUUUCUUUUUCUCUUCAAAUUAGGCAUGAGAAUUAUUCUCUUUCUCAGCCAUCUAUUCCAUUGGCUUCUAUUGUUUUUGUUGAAAAACAAAUCUUCAAUCGUCCAAUUUUGUUCGCAUCUGUAUGCCACGCAUAUUUUCCUUCAUUAAAUAAAUAAUGAUAAGAAUGUGAUAAUUCAUAUUGACAAUCAUUUUGAAUCGCUAAUUGAGCAAAAAAAUGCGCUGCCUUUGAUUACGUCAAACCGGUCAAAAUGUAACUCUUACAUUCAUAGCUGAUUGCUGACCGUUUUCUUUUCACAUAAAUUCAAACUUCAGCUACGAAUAUGAAAUUUCAAAUUUGUUCGAAACAAACAAGCUGGAAAAAGCGAAAGGGGCUUUUUAAAAAAAGUUCAUUCGUUAUUUGCAUUUCCAAUUAUCGUUGCUUCAUCUUUCAAUUUUCUAAUCUUUGACUACUUAGACGAAGAAAAAAGGUAUCGCAAUCGUAAACUGGUUUUUCUAAUACACGGAAAACUCGGUGGAUGAACGUUAUUUGAAAAUGAACGUUGUAUGCAUUGCUUGUUGGGAAUUUGUACCGCUAAAUUCCAAUUCAUUUGCAAUGAACUGUCAUUUGCGGUUUAUUUACAAACACUGUGACGACGACACAUUGUACUGUCAAACAGCAGUUGUAUGGAUAGGCAACAAUAGAUUCUUUUUCUUUUAUUUUGUUGUUUUUCAUUUUUAAAUGAUUAUUUUAUUAGAGUUUUAUUAUUUAGCACAGUGAUUUGUUUACAAUUCCAUUCCAUUGAGGCGUCGGCGAAUUUAUUCCUUUUUCAUUUCAUUUUUUAUCGGGAAUUACACGAAGCAAAGGAGAAAAAAAAUGUUUCAAAAUUUACGAAAGAAGGUGAAUGCAGUUUUGCCAGACAUAGAAAAUAUGUAUUUAUCAAGUCCAACUAUUGCACCGAGUGCAUCGUCACCGAAUAAGGUUUUGAAUCAUCUUGGCCUAUUGAUACCGUCAACAUCUGCAUCGUCAUCAACAUCCAGUGAUCACACAAAGAUCACAUCAACACAGUGGCCAAAUUCCGAUGCAAUUAAUUUUGGUGCUGGAUGCGAAUUGCUCGAUCGAAAUGAGAAAAUUUGGGAAGAAUUGCACGCUGCCAAUGAAUCAAAUGCAAAAAAAGCCGAAACAUGUGAUGAAAUGAUUUCCAAUUUAACCGAAUCCAUUAAGAAGCGAUGCAUUGAUUUAUCGGAUAUUAAUAUAUCGCUUGAAAUUAUCCCGAACAUCGUUCAAACCAUAGAAAAUUGCUCGACCAUUAUGAUUGAGAUCAAUGAUAAGUGCACCGAAGUUGAAAAUCAACUUUUUGAACUGGAAGACUUGAUGGAAUUGCUGCAGCUACAAGAGAAACAACUGGACAGAAAAUUCGAAAUGGCAAUGUUCAAAGAACGAAAAUUAGCCAAUUUGGAAAAGGUUCGCCAAAGUCUGGCGUCGAAGCAUGCAGAUACGGUGAAAGAAAGUGAAAGACAAAUGCGACUUUUGCAACAAGAGCGACAGGCUGUCUUCCAAGAUGCAUUUCAAAGUGAUUUAAAAUACUACAAAGAAGUUGGAAAAAUCCCAAAAAUUGAAAUCGAGCAUAAGGCAGUUCAACAAACGCUAAGCCUAGAGGAAAUUGUUCUAGACAACGACAUUGAGAAUAAGGAAUUGGAUAAAUUUUUAAACGAAUAACUGCCGACGACCUCCUAAAUUAGAUCAACAUUGUGAUACUAUACAAACAUUUCCUACCGGAAGACUUGAGUCAAGUCAAAGUCACUUGACCGCUUCUGUAUGCAUUUCCUUAGAAAUUGUUUAUCAAAUUUUACCUCAUACAAUCCGAAUUCUUCCCCACACAAAAUGCUUAUCAAGUGCCUAACAAUAUCGAUAUAUAAUUUUAUUAUUAAUUUAUCACAAUACGAUGGAAAUUUGUAAAUAGAUUAGUUCGUAUGUGUAAAUAAGAGAUUUUUCAAAUCGAUUCAAACAAA